CUAACAUCGGUCUGACAUCUGUCUGCGAUAUUUCCAACAUCCAACUGUUCACAUAGGUCAAUCUGCAGGCUAGGGCGGGGCGAUACCCAUAGAAUGGCCACAGGAUGAUGGAUAUACUAUCAUCGAGUGCUAGCGCACUUGGUCUCUGGGCAUAUGCUUUACUGCCGUUGUUGGCUAUCUGGCUGUAUGGUGUUUACAAUGCUUGGCUUCAUCCUUUACGUCAGUACCCAGGACCGCUCCUUUGGCGAGCCUUCCGAGUCUCUUACGUAGUGUCGAUGCACAAGGGUCAGUUGCACAGACGACUGAAGGAGUUUCAUACCACCUACGGGCCUAUCGUCCGCAUUGCCCCCGAUGAGCUCUCCUACGCAGAUAGUAGAGCAUGGAAAGACAUCUACGCAAGCCGGCCUGGCCAUCAGGUGUUUCCAAGGAAUAGGACUUGGUUCAAGAAGCAGAGUCCAGAUGAACCACUUUCGAUCAUGGGCUUUGAUGAAGCUGCCCAUGCGAGAUAUAGGCGUGCCUUCGCCAACGCCUUCUCUGAUAAGAGCUUGAGAGACCAAGCGCCGAUCAUUGAAGGCUACGUUAACAUUCUCACCUCAAGACUGCAGGAAUCAUCACCGAGCCCUGUGGACUUGGAGCAUUUAUUCGAGUGUGUAGCUUUCGACAUCGGCAGUGACCUCUCAUUCGGCGAAUCCUUCGAUUCUCUCAAGAACGGGAAGAUACAUCCUUGGGUCGAAGUAGCCAAGGGCUUUGGUAAAGGUAUUGCGCUUGUCGCUUCACUCAACAAGUAUCCGCCGGUGGACCGCCUUCUGCGGCUUAUCAUUCCAAAGAAGGUCUUGGAGAAGAUGAAGAAUCACGCGCUGAUGAGCAGUGCCAUGACGCAGAAGCGCCUGGCCAUGGCUACCGACCGGCCAGACUUUGUGACUCCAACCAAGAAGUACGUCGACGCCAAAGGCGGCAUAGAGGGUAAAGAGUGGGACAUCAACCUCAUGAUUCUUGUUUUUGCUUCCAGCGAAACACUAGCCUCAGCUUUGACGGCCAUCUUCCGCGAACUCGUCCAACACCCAGGCGCCCUCCAACGUCUGAGCACGGAGCUCCGCUCCACUUUCUCUUCAGAAGAGGAGAUCACCAUAGCCUCAACGACCCAUCUGCCCUACCUAAACGCAGUUGUAAACGAAGGCCUCCGCCUCGACCCACCCCCCGUAAUAACACCACCCAAAGUCGUUCCCCUAGGUGGAGAUACAGUGUGCGGCCGUUUUGUUACAGCCGGUACCUACGUAGCCUACAACCAAUUCUCCGGCAACCGGCAACCCUACAACUUCCACCUGCCCAACACCUUCCUACCCGAACGCUUUCUGCCGUCUCACCGAAACGAAAACGACAACAUGGCUGCCUUUCAGCCGUUCGGUAUGGGAAGACAUCAGUGUAUUGGAUUGAAGUUGGCAUAUGCGGAGAUGAGGGUCGUUGUUGCGAGGGUGGUGUGGAGGUUUGAUUUGAGAUUGGCUGAUGAGCGGGAUAGGUUUGAUUGGAGUGAACAAGCUACGUAUCUCACGUGGGAGAAGAGGCCGCUGAAUGUUGUGGUUAGGAGGGCGAAAGGGCUUCCGUAGGGCGGAAAAAGGAAGGGGCCCUUCAGAUGUGGGUUUCGCCAGGCGGAGUUACAUGGACCGUCUGCGGUUCAAUCGGAAUGUGCGAAUGCAUUUCAUAUAGAGACUACCCUGGAGUGUCGCCUACAAGCAGGACCAUGGCCACAAGGUAAG
Messenger RNA from Macroventuria anomochaeta, 1754 nucleotides. RefSeq names its product cytochrome P450. The record is from RefSeq and is a predicted model, not a curated record. The transcript is spliced from 3 exons. Gene Ontology annotation, molecular function: heme binding; monooxygenase activity; oxidoreductase activity, acting on paired donors, with incorporation or reduction of molecular oxygen. The coding region runs from base 105 to 1604 and encodes 499 amino acids. Lineage: Eukaryota; Fungi; Ascomycota; Dothideomycetes; Pleosporales; Didymellaceae.